Molecule: messenger RNA, 3069 nt
Organism: Tetranychus urticae (two-spotted spider mite)
Lineage: Eukaryota; Metazoa; Arthropoda; Arachnida; Trombidiformes; Tetranychidae
Product: monocarboxylate transporter 10
Biological process (GO): transmembrane transport
Molecular function (GO): transmembrane transporter activity
Source: RefSeq, a predicted model, not a curated record
UUUUAUUCAACUCUUUUUUUCACUCUCGUUUAUCAUUCAUUUUCCCUUCUUUCUCCGUCUUCCUUGUUCUCUCCCUUUCUCUUUUUUCCACCUCUCACUACUUUUUUCACUCUCUCUCCCUCUCUCUAUCUUCCACUAUAAAUCUCUCCCUCUCUGUCUUUUUGAAAACCAUAAAUUCACUCUUCAUAUCAAACUCCAAGAUUGUAAAACUCACAACUUGGAUUUCACUUGUUAAACUGAAGCAACUUUAUUCGAGAUUUUCGUUUCAAAAUAAACACUCAAUACACACAAUAACACACAAAUUAAUUUAUCAAUCUACAUCAUCUUUUCCUCUUCCUCUCCUCCUUCACCCUUUACCUCCCACUAUUUUUGCUCAAUCAUUUUUACACCAAAACAUACCAUUUUCUAACUCAUUGUUUCUUGUGGAAACCGUUUUUUACACCCAAUUUUUAAUUACCAUCAAACCUGUUGUCAUAAUAUUCAACCUUCCAGUCAAUAUUAAGGAUUUACAAUUUACUAUCCAUUUUAUUACCAACACUUUCAACUGUACCUCUGUUUACCGGUGUGAUAAUAUUUAGAUAAAAAUUGUGGCACCAUUGGUAUUCAAGCAAAUAUGCAUAACAACAGUUCAAUUGGACAUUGUCCAAAUCAUCGUGGUCGUUUAACUGAUCACAUCAAAAACCUGUUAACCCACCGAUACCUUGUCAUUCUUGCCUCCUUUUUAACAAACGGAAUUAUCUUCGGUGUUAUCAAUUCAUUUGGAGUUCUCUAUGUUCAUCUUCUCACAUUUUUCAAAAAUGGAACCAAAGACGCUGCCUUUUCAACCUCUUUGGUGGGUUCAAUAUUGAUAGGAACAACAUUUUCAUGUUCAGCUUUAUCAUCCAUUAUCACUGAUAAAUUUGGAAUCCGAUCAACCACAUUUAUUGGUGGCUUCCUUGCUACUCUGGGAAUGUUUACUUCGUCCUUUUCCUCAUCCAUUUACGAGCUUUACAUUACUUAUGGUCUUUUACUUGGCUUUGGUGUUUCCCUUUGUUAUGCACCUUCACUGGUCAUCUUGGGUCACUAUUUUACUUCCAACCUUGGUUUGGUCAAUGGCAUUGUAACCGCUGGUUCCUCCGUUUUCACAAUGAUCCUGCCCAUUUGUCUAAAGAUGUUAAUCAAUCGAUUCUCAUUGUUUUUCGCUCUUCGCCUCUUUAGCUUAUUAAUAUCAGUGUUAAUGAUUUGUGCACUCACUUUUAAAGAGAAACAUGAAUUUACCAAUCAUUCAAGCACAUCUACCGAAUAUCGAAUCAAAGAUUCAGAACAAUUUCCAACCACAACCAAUAACAAUAACAAUCAUCACUCCAAGAAAACACAUUCAACUGUUGGCACCAAAAUAUCAUCAAAUUCACCUUCAUCAACUGCCAACAGGAAACAAAAUCUAAUCAAUUAUACCAUUUGGCGGAAUCCAUUGUACCUUUUAUGGGUAAUUUCAGUGCCAAUAGCACUGGUUGGCUACUUUGUUCCCCACUUUCAUUUGGUUAAACACGCUUCUGACAUUCUGCCCGGUUCUAAUGGUGAACUCUUAGUUACUUGUAUUGGUGCUACUUCAGGAAUUGGUCGACUUGUGUUUGGCCAAAUAUCAGAUAUUCAAUCAGUUAAUCCAGUUGUACUUCAACAGAUUGCCCUGCUGGCCAUUGGUGGGUCAACAAUGUUGUUCACCAUUGCCAAAAGUUAUGUUUUACUGUUAAUUUUGUGUGCCAUUUUUGGUCUCUUUGAUGGUUGCUUUGUAUCCUUAAUGGGUCCGGUUGCAUAUUCAUUGGUCGGUAAGGAAGGUGCCUCACAAGCAAUCGGUUUUGUGCUUGGACUCAGUUCAAUACCCUUCAUGCUUGGUCCUCCAUUAGCAGGUUAUUUAUAUGAUUUAAAUGGCGAUUACUUUUAUGCCUUUCUAUUGGGUGGUUUACCUCCAUUUAUUGGAGCUUUAAUUAUGAUUCCAAUUGUGAGUAUUCAACGUCGUCGUGCAAAUCGCUCGUUAAAACAAUUGGAGGCUAAAUCAGGUGAAAUUACGGCCACAACUGGGACAAUCAAUGGUUUUGAUGGAGACUGUUCAGCAAUGGCAACUGAAAUUGAUCCAUUAACAUCAAGCCUUAUUAGUGAUAAUAUUAAAUCGCAUUUUCAUGAUAAUCAUAAACUGUAUCAACAUAAUCAACAAAAUUCUCAUCCAAAUGAUCUUCAUCAUAACAAUCAUCCCAAUCACCAUCAUCAACAUCAACAACAAAUUAGUUGUUAUAAACCAAAUAAUCAUCUUCACAAUGGUUCAAAUCAUCAUUGGAUUAACAAUAGUAAUGAUGCCGAUGAAUCUAAUAAUUGUCCUGAGAAUGUUUCACUUCUCAAUAAACCUAGUCAACCGACUGUGAUUUUGUGUGAGAAUCAGUUUAAAUCAACAUAAAAUAAUUUAAAUUAGUCUAGUUAGUAAAACAAAUUUAGAUAAAAAAAGAAGGCAAAAAUUGAACACAUUAAUACGCAAAAUAGAUACAAUCAUGUCAAUAGUGUUUAGGUAAUUUCGUAUUUCAAUUUGUCAGUAAUCAAAUUAACAAUUAAAUUCCGUUUAUUUUUCAUCCAAGUGUAGUCCACUUUGCAAUCAGAUUUUAUUGUUAUUACGGAAAAAUAUUUUGCAAAAGUUAAACUCUAUCGAUAUUUCUGAUUCUCACUUGAUUUGAAUGGAUAUAGAGUUGAUAGUAAUAUUGAUAUAAAGUGGUGUUUAACAUGUUGAAAAAGCUCAACUGUGAAUCUGAACAAAAUUAAGUGAAAUGUUUUCAUUAAUUUGUGAUUUUAAUUGUCAUUGUAACAUUUCUUUGCUAUUAACUAUUAUUAUUAUAAUUAUUAUUAUAUUGUGACAAGUUCAAAACAUUUUGUGCCCUUCAAAAUGGCCUAUCAACUGACUUUUGAUUGCAAUUAUUAUAAGCUGCAAAAGCGCAUCCUUUCACCAUUAUUAUUUAAAUGAAAUUGAUUGUAAUUUUUAAUUUCAAACAUUAAAUUGUUGGGAUUAUUUUGAUAUUUAUAGAAAAAUAAAAAAUGUAUUUCAAUUAA